Molecule: messenger RNA, 3078 nt
Organism: Rhinolophus ferrumequinum (greater horseshoe bat)
Lineage: Eukaryota; Metazoa; Chordata; Mammalia; Chiroptera; Rhinolophidae
Gene: NAA16
Product: N-alpha-acetyltransferase 16, NatA auxiliary subunit
Exons: 21
Coding region: 239-2860 (873 amino acids)
Biological process (GO): N-terminal peptidyl-methionine acetylation
Cellular component (GO): NatA complex; cytoplasm
Molecular function (GO): protein-N-terminal amino-acid acetyltransferase activity; protein binding
Source: RefSeq, a predicted model, not a curated record
GCCGCCAUCUUGCAGCGCGCGGGCCCGCCGCCGCUCGCCCCGGAGCAGGGCGGGAGCUCAGGGUGUCUGGCUUCGAUCGCGUUCCUUUUCCGCCGCCUGCCCUGCCCAGGCUGCCCAGCCCCAACUCUAGGCCAAUGAACUGACCCAUCGCCCGCCCCCGACUCUUAGCAGCGUCUCGUCUCGUUGCCCACUCCCGCCGAACGGAGAGCCGGGCCACCCAGCCUCCCCGCCGGCCGCGAUGCCGAACGUGCAGCUGCCGCCCAAGGAGAGCAACCUCUUCAAACGCAUCUUGAAAUGUUAUGAACAGAAGCAGUACAAAAAUGGUCUCAAGUUUUGCAAGAUGAUUCUUUCGAAUCCAAAAUUUGCUGAACAUGGAGAGACUUUGGCUAUGAAAGGCUUAACAUUGAACUGUUUAGGAAAAAAAGAAGAAGCGUAUGAAUUUGUUCGUAAAGGACUUCGUAAUGAUGUCAAGAGUCAUGUCUGUUGGCAUGUAUAUGGACUCUUGCAGCGUUCUGACAAGAAAUAUGAUGAAGCUAUUAAAUGUUACCGAAAUGCCCUCAAAUUAGAUAAAGAUAAUCUGCAAAUUUUGAGGGAUCUCUCUCUGUUGCAGAUCCAAAUGAGAGACCUUGAAGGUUACCGAGAGACAAGGUAUCAGCUUCUUCAGUUACGUCCAACACAGCGUGCUUCCUGGAUUGGGUAUGCUAUUGCAUACCAUUUGUUGAAAGAUUACGACAUGGCACUAAAAUUGUUGGAAGAAUUUAGACAAACUCAGCAAGUUCCUCCCAACAAAAUAGACUAUGAGUAUAGCGAACUGAUACUAUACCAGAAUCAAGUGAUGAGAGAAGCAGACCAAUUUCAAGAAUCUUUGGAACAUAUAGAAACAUAUGAGAAACAAAUAUGUGAUAAACUUUUGGUGGAAGAAAUUAAAGGGGAAAUGCUGUUGAAAUUGGGAAGAUUAAAAGAAGCCAGUGAAGUAUUCAAAAACUUGAUUGAUCGGAAUGCAGAAAAUUGGUAUUAUUAUGAAGGCUUGGAAAAAGCUCUACAACUUAGUUCCUUAGGACCUUUUCUCCCCCAUGGCACUUUAGAAGAGAGGCUUCAGCUUUAUGAAGACAUCAGUAAGCAGCACCCCAGAGCUAUUUCACCUAGGAGAUUACCUUUGAAUCUUGUCCCAGGUGACAAAUUCAGAGAACUAAUGGAUAAGUUCCUGAGGGUUCACUUCAGUAAAGGCUGCCCACCCUUGUUUACUACUUUGAAAUCUUUGUAUUACAAUACAGAAAAGAUUUCCAUAAUCCAGGAGCUUGUUACUAAUUAUGAAGCCUCUCUUAAAACAUGUGACUUUUUUAGUCCUUAUGAGAAUGGGGAGAAGGAACCCCCAACAACACUACUCUGGGUUCAGUAUUUCCUGGCACAGCACUUUGACAAACUCGGGCAAUACUCAUUGGCUUUGGAUUAUAUUAAUGCUGCAAUUGCUAGUACCCCAACUCUAAUAGAAUUAUUCUAUAUGAAAGCAAAAAUUUACAAGCAUAUAGGUAAUCUUAGAGAAGCUGCAAAGUGGAUGGAUGAAGCACAGUCUUUAGACACGGCUGAUCGAUUCAUCAAUUCCAAAUGUGCAAAAUAUAUGCUUCGAGCAAAUAUGAUAAAAGAAGCAGAGGAAAUGUGCUCCAAGUUCACAAGGGAAGGAACAUCUGCCAUGGAAAAUCUAAAUGAAAUGCAAUGUAUGUGGUUUCAGACAGAGUGCAUUUCAGCUUAUCAGCGUUUGGGGAGAUACGGGGAUGCACUGAAAAAGUGCCAUGAAGUGGAAAGGCAUUUUUUUGAGAUAACCGAUGAUCAAUUUGACUUCCAUACAUACUGCAUGAGAAAGAUGACCCUUCGUGCCUAUGUUGACCUUCUGAGAUUAGAAGAUGUACUUCGAAGACAUGCCUUCUAUUUCAAGGCUGCUAGAUCAGCAAUUGAAAUAUACUUGAAACUGUAUGAUAAUCCCUUAACCAAUGAAAGCAAACAACAAGAAAUAAAUUCAGAAAACCUGUCAGCCAAAGAAUUGAAGAAAAUCCUUAGCAAGCAGAGAAGAGCUCAGAAAAAGGCUAAAUUAGAAGAAGAGAGGAAGCAUGCAGAAAGGGAACGUCAACAAAAAAAUCAAAAGAAAAAAAGAGAUGAAGAAGAAGAAGAAACCAGUGGUCUCAAAGAAGAACUUAUACCUGAAAAAUUAGAAAAGAUAGAAAAUCCAUUGGAAGAAGCUAUCAAGUUCCUUAUACCUCUGAAGAACCUUGUUGCGGAUAACAUUGAUACUCAUCUAUUAGCGUUUGAAAUAUAUUUUAGAAAAGGCAAGUUUCUGUUAAUGCUGCAAUCUGUCAAACGAGCUUUUGCCAUCAAUAGUAAUAACCCAUGGUUACAUGAAUGUUUAAUUAAAUUUUCUAAAUCUGUGUCCAAUCAUAGUAAUCUUCCAGACAUUGUGAGCAAAGUUCUCUCUCAAGAAAUGCAGAAAAUAUUUUUCAACAAGGAUUUGGAAAGUUUUAAUGAGGAUUUUCUCAAACAUAAUGCUUCCUCUCUUCAGCAUCUACUUUCAGGUGCUAAAAUGAUGUAUUUUCUGGACAAGUCAAGGCAAGAGAAAGCAAUCGCCAUUGCUACUAGACUGGAUGAAACUAUAAAAGAUAAAAAUGUAAAGACUUUAAUAAAGGUUUCUGAGGCGCUGCUUGAUGGCAGCUUUGGGAGCUGUAAUUCCCAGUAUGAAGAAUACAGGAUGGCUUGUCACAACCUGCUUCCUUUCACGGCUGUGUUCCUGCCUGCUGUGAAUGAAGUCGGCAGCCAUACUGCCACCCUAAACCACACCGCUAACUAUGACGUCUUGGCAAAUGAAAUCUGAAAUCCCCUAGAAAACCGACUCCUGGACACCCACAGCUGACUUCAGCUCAGGGUUUCUUUCCCAGGGUGUAUUUAAAUGUAGGUAUGAAAUGAAAUAAUUGGAUAGAAAUUUUGAAUGGAAUAUUCUGUGAGCUUAUUUUGUUCUUGAUCUGACUCUGCCAAGAGACAUAAACAUCUGUUAAAAUAAUCUGUUUAUACUUGUACAGUUUUCUUAAACUU